Messenger RNA from Piliocolobus tephrosceles (Ugandan red Colobus), 2357 nucleotides. RefSeq lists its product as uncharacterized. The transcript has 2 exons. The record is from RefSeq and is a predicted model, not a curated record. The coding region runs from base 1 to 546 and encodes 181 amino acids. NCBI's taxonomy places the organism in Eukaryota, Metazoa, Chordata, Mammalia, Primates, Cercopithecidae.
AUGCCACCGCCUCCGGCUCAGAAGAUUUCUUUUGUGAUCACUUGGACUGAGGAGGAGGAGGAAGGGCAGCAGCAGGAGGAGGAGUUGGUGGUGGUUUUGCCCCGCCUGCUGUCAGCGCAGCCGCCAAUCAGCGCCCAGCAGCGCCUGGAGAGGCUGGGACCGCGGGGAGGGGACGCGGUGGAGGCGGGGGGUGGGGCGGGGGCUGGGGACGAGGUAGUCCGAGGCGGCCGGGGCUGCGACGGGGAAUUGGAGACUGUCCGAACUGGGCAGAGGAGAAGGGCCGACCGGGAGAGUCGGGCAGAUCCGCAGGUGACAGGCACUUCCGAUUCCAGCAGAGAAGGGGACACUGAUCGCGGAAAACCUUCGGAGGCAAGAGACGCGGGGCUCCCCGGGUUUCACGUUCGGUCCCUCUCUCGCAACCCCCACGGGCCCAGCAGAGUUAGUUUUGAAUUUAUGGCAGCGCUUUGCCGAGCGCUGUUUGGGGAAACUUCGGUCUCCGGCAGGGGUUUCCGUGGGCAGGUGGUUUGGGUGUUGGUGGUAGAAUAAUGCAAACCAACUUCCAUCACUUUUAGCACAACUAAAAUGCAGUCCCAUGCAAGUAGCUGUCCCCUUCCUUUAAAAACGUCUAUCAGAUGCUCCCUGACCCUCUUCUAAAGAAAAAAAAAAUUCGUGUAUAUGUUCUUUUGUCAGGGAAAUUGAUUUUUAUUAGCAUUUGGAGAAUCCCCUGAGAGAUGGACUACAGGACUGAAGGAAAACUGCUCAAACUGGCGGUGUAGCCACCUUACUAAUUCAAGAGAAAUGGCUGUUGCUAGAAGGUGUGACUGUAGGGUGCUCUUAGAAAGGUUUUAGAAGGAAGAUAUUGUUAACUUUAGUUGCUAUCAGAAGACAUUUACCCUAGUUAGAUUGGUAACUGAACAUAGAUCAACUUAUUUGUAUUCCUUAGGUGAAAAUUGUCAUCUAUGACCAUUUAUUUGUAUUCUGAUAAAAAUCUAAUACAUAUAUCAAAACUGUUCCUUUGCAAGUUUUUCCUCAGUUGACAAAAUAAGCAUAUAAAUGAUUACAUCUACUUCCUUCCCAAUAGUAGGGAACUUCUUAAAUACUUGAGUUAAUCCCAAUCUCCCUAAAAGAUUGGGAGGUGAAAACUUUUGCCUCAUUCCCUCAGUCUUGAGACUGGGAGAUGUCUACUCAUUAGCAUACCUGUUGGCACAGCAGGCCUCAUCAUUACUUAAGUAUCCAAAUACUUUGAUUUUUGACUGGUAUUUAUUCAUGAUAUGUCAUAUAACACAAAGUACAAUGUAGAAUUGGCAGUUAUUUAGUUAAUUAGGUCACUCUACACUGCCGAGUAGUUUUUCCUUCCUGAUUAGAUAAAAAAUGAAUUAUCUGCUGAAUUUUCACCAGUGUGUAAAUUGACGUAGCCCUGCUAGAUGCCAUCCCAUUUGCAAACCAAUGUGUAAUUUAGGAAAAUUUUAGUAUUAAGAGUGAUUGAAUCAUUAAUUAAAUGAAAUGAACAAAAGGAAGUUACUGUUCAGAAUAGUUAUUCCUUUAUAAAUACCUUUCUCCUAGAUUUGUAAUUGACACAGUAGUUAAUCUUUUAAGAUAAUAUUUAAGGCUCCCUGGUUUUAUCAUUUUUAAUCAAGUAAAAUAUAUUCAUCAUAACCACGUUAAAGCUGUACAAAGUUAUGCCUAAUUUAGUCGCUUCAUUAAAAAUUACUGAAUAUAAAAUAGUCAAGAAACAAACUGUGACUAUAUCAUUUUAAUUUUGCUGCUUCAAGCAGAGACACAGGAAUAUUGAAAAUUCCAAAGGCUUUGUAAACAUUGUGUAAUUAUUAUUGUUGUUGUUAUCAUUGUAGAUUUCUAUUUCUCUUUAGGGUAAACAGGAAUUUCAAAAUUCAAAAAUUUAAACAUUUCUGUAAUUUUAACUUUCCAAACAUUUAUUGAAUUCUGAAUUUUUUAAAAAUUCUGCAAUAUCUGUAAUCCUUGAAAAAGGUAGUCAACAGAUGUAUAAAAAGUAUUUACCCCUCCAUACAUUUUUAUAUUCUCUUUGUUUUGUGGUUUCAACAAGGCAUAAUUUUCUUAGAACAUAUUUCUUAAUUGCUUCUGAGUAAUUUUGAAGAAAUUAUUAAUUAGAAGACUCUAUGCUAUUUCAUUUUUCAAAACUAUGUAUAUAAUCUCUAUGGUGAUGCAAAAGUAUGUAUUUUCUCUUUAAAUACUGAUCAUUGGUUAAACUGUGGUGGCCUGGGACAUUUUGGAUCUUUCUAAAAAUUUAAAAACUGGUUUGUUAAGUGUUUCUAAUAAUUUUCACAUUUAUUUCAAAUGAAUGGAGCCCAUUUAUGUAAAAUAAAUAUUAAGACUUUGAA